AUGUUGGUACUCAUUGCCAAAAGUUCUAUGGCAAGAGAAAAACACAACAAUGAUGAUGGUGAUGAUGAUGAGCUCAUGGAACGUAAAUUCACUGCUCGUGAAUUAAUUGCAGCACUUGCUUACAGGCAAUUCAGACAACGAGAUCAAAGCUCCUCCCCAACUAGCGAAUUCAGUACCUUUCCAGACAACUCAGAUGCAAGCGAAUAUUUGAGUAGCUAUGUACCAUCAAAUGGCUGGUCAAGUAUAGAAUCAUCUUUUCAACAAGACGAACCUAGUCUAUGGCACAAAUACUCCAGUUCCAUCAGACGACGAUCUGAAAGCAGUUUGUUUCCAGAUAACCUUCCAGAGAGCUCAGAUGCAAGCGAAUAUUUGAGUAGCUAUGUACCAUCAAGUGACUGGUCCAGUAUAGAAUCAUCUUUUCAACAAGACGGACCUAGUGUAUGGCACAAAUACUCCAGUUUCAUCAGACGACGACUGGGAACUAGCUGGUUUCCAAUCAAACGAGCCCACAGUGCUCAAAACAUCCGUGAACUUCAUGUGCGUCGUCAAUCAAAUGAUAACCAACGCCGAUAUAGGACAUAUUCAUGUAUGAUGAUGUGUCUACGCUGA
Molecule: messenger RNA, 609 nt
Organism: Rotaria socialis
Lineage: Eukaryota; Metazoa; Rotifera; Eurotatoria; Philodinida; Philodinidae
Source: the annotation of a GenBank genome assembly